Messenger RNA from Thlaspi arvense, 807 nucleotides. Lineage: Eukaryota; Viridiplantae; Streptophyta; Magnoliopsida; Brassicales; Brassicaceae. The record is from the annotation of a GenBank genome assembly.
AUGGAAGCCGGAGACGGGAAGAACACCGUAAACCCGGCGAAGAUCGACGAUCUUCAGACGUGGCUCAGCGCCGCCUUAACAUACCACGAGACGUGUUUCGAUACCCUCGACGAGUCCAUCCCGAACAACAACACGGAGUCCGCGGUCUCUCAGAAGCUGAGAUCCUCCAUGAGAAACUCCACCGAGUUCACCAGCAACAGUCUAGCAAUCGUCGCGAAGCCCCACGUGACGGUCGCGGCGGAUGGCUCCGGCGACGUGAAAACGGUUAACGAGGCAGUUGCAACGGUCCCGCUUAAGAGUAACGCAACGUUCGUUAUAUACGUGAAAGCCGGUGCGUAUGUAGAGAAUGUACUUUUGGAUAAGGACAUGUGGAAUGUUAUGAUCUACGGCGAUGGCAAGGACAAGACCAUUAUUUCCGGCAGCAAGAACUACGUUGACGGCGUUAAAACCCACGAAACGGCGACGUUGGGUAACAUUCUACUCUCUUACUAUAGUCAGAAACUUUUUAAUUGCAAGUGUUUCAGGUGUUCAAGGCAGAGGAUUCAUAAUGAAGGCCAUCAGAAUCAUAAACACCGCCGGACCAGAGAAGCACCAGGCGGUUGCGUUCCGGCCGGUGUUGAGCCUUCGAAAAUAGUGUACGGAGAGUAUAAGAAUUCGGGUCCUGGAUCUAGUGUGGCCCAGAGAGUUAAAUGGGCCGCGUACAAGCCCGUUAUGUCUGAUGCCGAGGCGGCGAAGUUUACCGUUGCCUCGUUUAUCCGAGGAGGCGAUUGGUUACCGGCGACUAGAGUGCCUUAUCAGCUAACUUAG